This is a messenger RNA of Brienomyrus brachyistius, 1634 nucleotides long. RefSeq names its product ALK and LTK ligand 2b-like. The transcript has 6 exons. Bases 1024 to 1485 code for a protein of 153 amino acids. The record is from RefSeq and is a predicted model, not a curated record. Gene Ontology annotation, biological process: positive regulation of ERK1 and ERK2 cascade; positive regulation of ERK5 cascade. NCBI's taxonomy places the organism in Eukaryota, Metazoa, Chordata, Actinopteri, Osteoglossiformes, Mormyridae. Gene Ontology annotation, molecular function: receptor signaling protein tyrosine kinase activator activity; receptor tyrosine kinase binding.
AAAGCUACAUAGUACCGUUCGAGUACAUUACCGCGAACUGAGGGUAGAAGAGGAGGAGGAAGUAAAAGAGGAGUCAAUUACACCAUGAUUUUUUUCUGUUCUUAAAGGGAGUGGUGUACAAAUUAAACGAAACCAAUAUUGGCAGAAGAAGCCUUUUGAUGUUCUUCUCAGUCCGGUUUGUACAGAAUGAAAUCUGCUGUGAAUACUCCUGCAAAGAAGCUGGUUUUCUCUUCCCCCGUCUGCAACAGAUAAAUGCGGUACUUACCAUAAUUGCUUAUAAUUAUAUUUUCUGUUCGGAUUUCCAGGCAUUGCACUGAAAAUGUAAGUGAAACAUGAAUCGAUUGAAGCAUCCUUACAGGAAAAUUAAGAGAUAAACGACCAUUUAACCUCGCGUGCUUUCGUAAAUGCUCGUGACACAUACGGAUUCCCGUUUAGGGGGGCAAAAAAGUUCCUGGUAAACACGCAUCUUUGCCACCUUAUGGAACUGACGAAAAACCGGAGAAAAUAAAAAAAUAUUUAUUUCUGUUCGGGCGGAAUGGACUGAUGAUCGGGAAAAUAAAAUGAAUUUUUCAGCAAGCGUUCUUAUCACCAUUCUAAUUAAAGACAUGCCGGGGUAAUCCACAAGGGACAGGUCCUUACGUCUGCGACGGAAUAAAAAGUAAGCUAACCCAAUAGACCUGAGACAAACUUCAUCAAGACACCUACUGGGAAAAAAAGAAAAAAAACUUUUCGGGGAGCUUUUAUCAAUUUCCACCCACUUUCGAGUCGAUUCAACAAGCCGAUGACAGCAAGUGCAUUCUAUAAAGAUAUAUAAGAAGCCGUCGGUCCUAGUGCUGUCGUGCAUUGAGGCUAUCUUGGAAAUACCUGCGGAUAAGGACGGGCUCCCACGACCGGACCGAUUUAGUCACUUUAACACUUAUAAUCCCUGAACGCGCUGAGAAUAAGGCUGCAACGAAGAGACACACAGGGUUAUAAGAAAGGACGUGGGUCAGCGAGGCUCUGAUUUCUCAGAUUUCAGUAGCGAUGAGUGCACUGCGUACACCUGUCUUUAUGGGACUCGUACUGUUGAUCUUCACUGCCGGAUACUGCAAGCAGAGUACUGGUCGCAUAGACGCCAAGGACGACGUAAGCUUAUUUCAUAUGAUAAUGGACAGAGUAACGCAAAUGAAGGAGAGGCAGGCGGAGGACAGCCCCAAGUCACAAUACUCCACGAAAAGACCUGACCAUUCAAUUGAUGCAAGGGAUAUACAAGAUUACAAAACGAAUCAUAAUGCUCAAAGUGUUGAGGUCUUUCCUAGGGAUCUAAGGCAGAAGGAAAAGUUUUUAAAACACUUAACCGGGCCCCUCUACUUUAGUCCAAGGUGUAGUAAACACUUUUACAGGCUAUAUCAUACGACCAGGGACUGUACAGUACCAGCAUAUUACAAAAGAUGUGCAAGACUACUCACGAGCCUAGCGGGAAGUCAGAGAUGUAUGGAUGGUUAAAUCUGGCAAUUUUAACCACACAGACACAGAGAACCAAGAAUGUGCCUUGGACAACAACAGGGAAAAUUUAUUUCAAAAUAUUAAUAUUUCUCAUCCAUCGUUACCAACAAAAAUAUAUAUUUUUGCAAUGGAAAGAACUAUGUGGACAG